Molecule: messenger RNA, 2125 nt
Organism: Asparagus officinalis (garden asparagus)
Lineage: Eukaryota; Viridiplantae; Streptophyta; Magnoliopsida; Asparagales; Asparagaceae
Exons: 12
Coding region: 582-1886 (434 amino acids)
Source: RefSeq, a predicted model, not a curated record
CCCAAAUCUCCCAUCGAUCAAAAUUAAUAACCCCAAAGCUCCCGUCGCUGAGCCCUCCUUCUUCUUCUUUCUCUUCGAAGCGGCGGCAGGCAGAAGCGCGCUCCGAGUCGAACUCCGCCGUUCGCCCCCGUCGCCAUUCCGUUAAACCGUCGUCAGUGCUCACCUUACUCAUAGAUUUGGGCGCGGAUCUCAUUGAAUUCGAGAAAGCGAUGGAGGAGAGUACCGAUAGACCCAACCGACAUCGCCACAUCAUAGUUUCGCCGGCGGAGCAGCAGAUCACGUGUGAUCUUUGAUUCAAUCAAGGGAACCAAAAAGAAAUCUCUUGUUCCAUCUCAAGCAGUAGCAGCGGCAGCAAGGCCACCGCCUCGCUUUCGUCGUCGACGCCGUCACGAUCGCAAGCUACCCCCUGAACUCCGCAGUCGCCCUAACGCCGUUAGCAUUUGAAGGAGGAAAUGAAGUUAAGCUAUCUUGCUCAAGAUCUUAUUUCAACUGACCGAUUAUCCCCUCAAGCAUGUGCCAGUUAGCAAAUGGUAUAAAGUGUGACAGAGAACUAUACAAUAUUUAUUUGCAACUGAAAAAGGAUGCACCGUAACAAAAUGCCUACCGUUCAGAGUUCUACUUCUGGUAAUGCACCAAGUAAUCAAUCACAUGCAGAAUUAUUGAAAAAGAAACGUUCUUAUGCAGCAACUAGUUAUCUGCCAUACGUGAAUUCUACAGGGAAUGGAUCUGGUUCUAAUCCGAGUACAAAACGUACUCGUCUGCAAACUUCCAAUCAAGAAUGCCAAAAUUCUGUAGCAGAUGGACUGAAUUCUAGUAGUACUGUUGUCACCACAGAACGAACUACUACUGGGAUUAGAGUUAGUGCACGUCUUCAGCAACAAAGUGUUAAUGAUCAGCCAGUGGUAAACACCAUAGUUGAAGAGCGAAAUGAUAAUGUGAUGUCAGAUAUUAAUCAGGAGCCUCCUUCAGGUACAACCAAAAAGGUGCGAGGGAAGACAAGAGGAGUGAAUGCAGAUAAGGUCUUCUCCCAAUUGAAUUCUAAAAUACCUGUGACUCUGACUGAAGAAAAUGGUAGACCUACUGGCCCUUAUGCUGAGAUGUUUGCAAAUGAAAUUGGUUACACAAUUCGAAACUACGCCCCACUGAAUGUGGAAAAAUGGAAGAAGAUUGAAAAAGCAGAUGUGGAGAACUUGAUCAAAAGAAUGCAGAAUAAAUUUGAAUUUGAUAUGUCGCUCCCUUGGGUCCAGAGAUAUGUAAUUACAACAUGUCAGACCGUAUAUUGUAAUUUUCGUUAUAAGUUAAAGAAACAUUUUGAGCAGUUUUCAACAAUUGAGGAGGCAAUUCAAAACAAACAUGAAGCCUUCAAGACUCAGGAAGAAUGGGAGUUUCUUUGCACUCAUUUUUCUAGUGAAAAGUUUAAGAUUCGCUCAGAGAAGAAUGUUCUUAAUAGGUCAAAGUUGACAUAUCACCACAAAGCUGGGUCAAAAUCAUUUAUGUCACACCAAGAGCAAAUUGCAACACAGACCGGAGAGAUGCAAGGUGCAAUUGAUCGUUUUGAAACAGAGUAUAGAAGUACAAAAAAAGGAUGGGACUUGGGAGCAAAGGAAAAAUGGGAUCAAAUGAUAAAGAUGCGAGCAGAUACCACUCAACCUGAUGGAACUCGAACAAUGACAGAUGAGGAAAUUUGUGCAAAAGUUCUCAAAGUCAAAUCAGGCUACAUUAAGGGCUGUGGUUUUGGCCCUAGACCACCACCAUUAAGGUUCUCUCGUUCUUCAAUGAGUGAAAUGUCUGAAAAGAAUAAAGAGUUGCAAGAACAGCUUCAAGAGACCCAACAACUUGUAGGAACUCAACAACAGAAGAUCGAUGUGCAAAAUGAGGUAAUCUAAAUAUUGGAGGAGCAAGCCAAAAAGUUUGAGGAGUUUAUGGCUAAUUUUUCCAGGCAACAUCCAUCAGCUUAGUAUUCUUAGUGAACUUAACUUGGAGAAAUGUUUCUUUGAUCGUGUUGCAUUUGUUAUUGCUUUAGACUAGUAUUGUUACUUAUGGUAGUACCUUUCUUGCUUUAUUUAUUUUAAUUGUUUUGAUGUACUGUGGUGACAAUUGAUGAUAAUUAUUUAUAUUUUGUGUU